AUGGUCUUACUGAGACUUCUCCUGUUGUUGCUGCUAGACGACCAUUCUGUAAUUUCUCUGUGGAACACUAUUUUAGAUUCUCUGUACUUAAAGUCAGCUAAGAAUAUUCCAGAGAAUCCAUCGGCUACAAAUGAAGCUUUUGACCAAGAGGGUUGGUUCAGCACUGGAGAUAUAGGUUGGAUUGUAUGUCACCAUGCCAUAGGGCCAAGUCGCAAGUGUGGAGGGAUGCUUGUUCUUGAAGGGCGUGCAAAGGAUACAAUAGUCCUCUCUACAGGUGAAAAUGUUGAACCUGCUCAGAUCGAGGAAGCAGCCGGCAGGAGUAACUUGAUUAAUCAGAUAGUUGUGAUCGGCCAGGAUCAACGGCGUCUUGGUGCCAUAAUUGUUCCCAACAAUGAUGAAGUUCUAGCAGAAGCAAAAAGGAAGUCCAUCCUUGGUGAGAAUGGCGAACUAGCGAAAGAUAAGGUCAUGAACAUGCUAUAUGAUGAAUUGAAAACCUGGUGA
Miscanthus lutarioriparius is the source of this 501-nucleotide messenger RNA. The record is from the annotation of a GenBank genome assembly. NCBI's taxonomy places the organism in Eukaryota, Viridiplantae, Streptophyta, Magnoliopsida, Poales, Poaceae.